AAAAUCUCGAAUAAUGUUCGAUAACUGUUUUAAAACAUGAAAAAUGAAAUGUUUACAUAUAAAUAUAAGAAAAGCAACGUUUAUUCUGAUCACUGUGUUAAUAAAUCAAACAUACAUGGAAGACUUAGCUCGUUCUUCCGCACAGAAUAAAAGAAUUGAUUAUAUAUCUAGCGCAUUACCUAAAACAAACGAUUUAAUCCUCAAUUGCCCCUCGAACAAUGACUGCGAUAAGUUAAACGCCACUUGCAUAAGCUGCAAUUUAAACGAAGACUGCAUUUACGGAACAACAGUUAACACGAUGUGUCAACCAGAGAAGGGAGUCGAUUGUAACGGCGCAAAAUCCUUUCCCAAACAGUACACCUGCAGGUAUUGCUACCAAACGGAACAAUGGGAACAUUCCUGCGAAUUAAUGGCGAAUUGCAAUUCCGUGGCUUCCCCUAGGUCUUAUUAUAUCACGAAUUGCACCGUUCGAGAUGAUGUUAUAUGUUUAGGAUUAAGAACUUUUAAAAAGAAACUAGUUUGUAACUGGACCAGCGGCUACAAAUGGUCGACCACGUUGGCUCUGAGCAUAAUUUUAGGUGGCUUCGGUGCUGAUCGGUUCUACUUGGGCCACUGGCAGGAGGGCAUCGGGAAAUUGCUGAGUUUCGGUGGACUCGGUGUUUGGACUAUUAUCGACGUUAUUUUAAUAUCUUUGCAUUAUUUAGGACCCGCCGACGGCUCUUUAUUUAUUUAAUUACUUAGGUUAAAGUUAAGUCUUAAACAUUUGUGUUGUAAUCGUAUCGAAGUAACAGCUGAAAUUAAUGGAA
Molecule: messenger RNA, 806 nt
Organism: Phyllotreta striolata
Lineage: Eukaryota; Metazoa; Arthropoda; Insecta; Coleoptera; Chrysomelidae
Source: the annotation of a GenBank genome assembly